UAAAAAGGAGUGCUGUUCUGAACACUUAUUUUUCUCCAUUUAGUUUUGGCACUCAUUCCAGAGUCUAGUUUAGAGUUAGAUUUGUCAUGUUGCUCCCAUUCCCCACAAAUCUUUUAUAGACCCACCUAAAUUCUCUCUUCACACCUACUCUACCUUCUGUUUCUGACCUCAUAAUCCCUCAACUACAGCCUCAGGCCCCACCCCUAGGGAUACUGACUAUCCACAUCUGCCAAUAGUUCUCUCUCCAGAGUCUGCCCAGCCUGGGCCUCCUCAGCCUAUGAGGUCCAUCUGUCCCUCUGGUCCCCCAACCCUAUGGGCCCACUUGGCCCCCCAGGGCCUCUAGAACACUCUCGUUCUGCAUGACUCAUCAGGGUAUUCUCUGAAGAAUGAGAUGACCUUGAAAGCAUGUUCAUCUUCAUCAAACAUGGAGGUGAGGGGUCACACAAAGCUGGAAUCUGGGUAUGGGCGUGGGUAGGGUUGAAAGCAGUGGAGAUCACAGAGAUUGUAUAACUAAAGAAGAGCCCGCAUGCCCCAUCCCAUUUCUUCUCAGAUAAUCAGCAGUUUCUGGUCAAUACCAAUUGCUCUGUUUUCCCGUUGCUACAAUACACUCGCAGUAAAGUGGGGUUGCGUAAAACAGCUGUCCCGAUUACUCUGUGGCCUCCCUCCAGACACCAUCGAUUUGUGUGAUGAAUCGGGGACAAUGAAGUUGCUUUUCCUGAUGAAGACCCCUGGAGAAUAUGCCAGCAAAUUCCUUACAGCUCGGGACAUCUAUUAUGUUUGUAAGGUGGAGCGUGGGGCACCAGGAACCAAACUUGAGAAUGCCUACAGAGCUUUUGUGCCCCUCCUGAAGAAUCCAGAACCUGAGCUACUUGAUGCUCUGCGCACACAAUGUGACUUCAUGGAGAGGAGCCGAGUGAAAAUGCUUAGAACCCUGGAAGCCAAGAAGGUCACUCCAAUUGAAUCCACUGUGAAUCUUCCAGUAAGACUCCCCAAACAUGGCCCGCUCCAGCACUCCCCUCUCCCCACCAGACCGCUUAAGUUUUCUCCACCUUGGCCCCCUGGGAUGGAUUUCCUUUUCAAAUCCUACACCUACGACCAAGACCUGACCCCAACUUCUAUUGUCUUCCCUUUGGCCCCAGUUUGUAGAAACCUCCCCUUCAGGGCCUCUUUGUUUAUCUACUGACUUUCCCUUUCCAGUCCAAAUCAGGAAGAUCAGAAGAUGGGCCCCCUCCCACUCGUAGGGGCCCUCCCUUUAAGACCAGAGCAGACAAUCUCGGUAGGAGGGAUAAACAUCGCUAACUCAAUAAAGUGACCAAGUGAGAGCAGUAA
Messenger RNA from Marmota monax (woodchuck), 1329 nucleotides. It is a transcript of the gene CUNHXorf65, whose product is annotated as chromosome unknown CXorf65 homolog. The transcript is spliced from 4 exons. Lineage: Eukaryota; Metazoa; Chordata; Mammalia; Rodentia; Sciuridae. The record is from RefSeq and is a predicted model, not a curated record. The coding region runs from base 527 to 1183 and encodes 218 amino acids.